UAAUCAUGUUUUCCGAAAUAACCCGAAGACGAGAUCGGAUCUCCCCCUUUCUAUCCCUCCAUCGUACCCUCCCCCUACGCCGCUUUGAAUCGGCCAGCGCUCCAAAGACUUCGAUUUGCUCGAGUCGGUGGGUCUUCGAUCGACGGCCAGCUCUGGUAUUCUCGAUCCAGAUCUAUUGUUGGAGCUUGAUUCUCUGUUCUGAUGCUGUUCAAUCGAGCAGCAGCGGACUCAGCUCGUUGCAGGUGGUGAUAAUGUUAUUGUGAGUGGAUUUGGAUUGUUCCUAGUGUUGAUAUAGAGUUUAGGAUGGGUUCUCGAGUGUCCAAGUUGACGUGCUGUUGGGGUUCUCGGUACAAGGGGACGGUUCUUGAAGCUCCCGAUGUUGAGACUGAGGAGACGGGAGAGACAUAUGAGCUGCCUCCCUUCCAGGAGUUUUCUUUUGAGCAGCUUAGGUUGGCCACUUCUGGUUUUGCUGUGGAGAACAUCGUUUCGGAGCAUGGGGAGAAGGCCCCGAAUGUUGUUUACAAGGGGAAGCUGGAUGCACAGAGGAGGAUUGCGGUGAAGAGGUUCAAUAGGUCGGCAUGGCCUGAUCCCCGACAGUUCUUGGAAGAAGCAAAGGCUGUAGGUCAGCUUCGAAACAAUAGAUUGGCAAAUUUGCUUGGCUGCUGUUGUGAAGGUAAUGAGAGGCUGCUCGUGGCAGAAUUUAUGCCGAAUGAUACACUUGCAAAACAUCUUUUUCAUUGGGAAACACAACCUAUGAAAUGGCCUAUGCGAUUAAGGGUUGUACUCUAUCUAGCUGAAGCCUUGGAUUAUUGCACUAGUAAGGGGCGUGCUCUCUAUCAUGACCUUAAUGCCUAUAGAGUUUUAUUUGAUGAUGAUUGUAAUCCUAGGCUUUCAUGUUUUGGCUUGAUGAAGAACAGUCGCGACGGCAAAAGUUAUAGCACGAAUUUGGCAUUUACCCCUCCUGAGUAUUUAAGAACUGGAAGAGUUACACCAGAAAGUGUCAUAUAUAGCUUUGGCACGUUGUUGCUUGAUGUUCUUAGUGGAAAGCACAUCCCUCCUAGUCAUGCCCUUGACUUGAUACGAGAUCGUAACUUCAACAUGCUGACGGACUCAUGUUUAGAAGGUCAAUUUUCAAAUGAGGAUGGGACUGAAUUAGUACGUUUAGCUUCAAGAUGUUUGCAGUAUGAGCAACGAGAGCGGCCUAACGUAAAGUCGUUAGUUCUUGCAUUGACCCCACUUCAAAAGGAGACUGAGGUUGCUUCUUAUGCUCUGAUGGACAUGCCACAUGGUGGUGCAUCUUCAUUGGAGGCGCUCUCUCUUUCCCCACUUGGUGAAGCUUGCUCUAGAAUGGAUUUGACCGCAAUACAUGAAAUCCUAGAAAAGAUUGGGUAUAAAGAUGAUGAGGGAACAGCAAAUGAGCUGUCAUUUCAGAUGUGGACCAAUCAAAUGCAAGAAACAUUGAACUCAAAGAAGAAGGGUGAUACUGCUUUUAGGCAUAAAGAUUUUAAUACAGCAAUUGAUUGCUACACCCAGUUCAUUGAAGUUGGAACUAUGGUUUCUCCAACGAUUUUUGCACGACGCUGCCUGUCAUAUCUGAUGAGUGACAUGCCACAGCAAGCUCUUAAUGAUGCAAUGCAGGCCCUAGUCAUAUCUCCAACUUGGCCAACUGCAUUUUAUCUUCAGGCUGCUGCUCUUUUGGCCCUUGGAAUGGAAAAUGAAGCUCGUGAAGCGCUGAAAGAUGGGUCAUCCCUAGAAACAAAGAAGGAUGGGGGCCAUUAAAGACAGGCUAAAUUAACUGUUGGUAGGGUGAUGAAUGCUCAAAUUUUCAGGGGCUUUCUGUUUCAGGUUUAGGCACAUUCAGAACUACAAUCUUUGGAUAUUGAAGCAGCUUUUGUUCAUUUGCCUUGUGGCUAUGAUGCUUCGUAACCACCUGCUGUUGUACACCAAACCUCUCCAUAUGGAUCAUGCAUGUAUAUACGGAAGCAACAGCCACCAUAGUGCCCCUGAAAGAAAUUGCAAACUGAUUCCGUCUGACGAGUAUGAGAAAGCUUGAUCCUUCAUCCCUAGAUAGAAGUUCUCUAGUGUUUUUUUCUCCCAAAGGCAUGCGUUGUAAAUCUCCAUCUUGCUGGUAAACAUGUAAUUGUGUACAGCAGUGGAAUGAUUUAAAUCGUCAGUGUGGCUCUUUUGUCAUCCGUGUCUCCUUAUUGGAUUUUUUUCCUGAAGCUUGGUUUUUUCUGGAAGAACAUUUGUUGAAGGUUGUGUAUCUGGGAGCGAGUUUAAUGUGGUAAAGGUGACAUUCUUUGGAUUGUGGAAGACUGCGGGUUCCUUUCUCUUUUA
Molecule: messenger RNA, 2337 nt
Organism: Elaeis guineensis (African oil palm)
Lineage: Eukaryota; Viridiplantae; Streptophyta; Magnoliopsida; Arecales; Arecaceae
Product: probable serine/threonine-protein kinase BSK3
Biological process (GO): protein phosphorylation; brassinosteroid mediated signaling pathway
Molecular function (GO): ATP binding; protein binding; protein kinase activity
Source: RefSeq, a predicted model, not a curated record